Messenger RNA from Nerophis lumbriciformis (worm pipefish), 2379 nucleotides. It is a transcript of the gene maneal, whose product is annotated as mannosidase endo-alpha like. Gene Ontology annotation, molecular function: alpha-mannosidase activity. The record is from RefSeq and is a predicted model, not a curated record. Lineage: Eukaryota; Metazoa; Chordata; Actinopteri; Syngnathiformes; Syngnathidae.
ACUUCACUUACGGACACCCGAACCGGAAACACAACAACACGCCUCACAUUUCUUCGGCGCCACAACAGAACCUUCUAGUGCCGCCGUCACUUUGAAAGCACUUCCUGGCGUGGAAGAUGGAGGUGUCGGGUCCGCUCCUUUAGGCCUGGUACCGCUGGUUUCAACACCGGAACCCGAAAAGCAAAGGGCCGCCGGUACCGGACGAGCAUGGGCAGACUGCGGAGGAGAGCGUGCGUGGGGCUCUUCCUCUUCGCUCUCUUCAUCUUCGGAACCAUGAUGGGACUCAGAACCCUCAAGACCGGCGACGGUUUAUCAGAUCUGGUUCCGAAUCUGGAGCUCCCCGGGAAGCUGGACCGGCGCUCGGUGUCCUCGUCCUCCUCCUCCUCGCCGGGUCACCACGACACCAAAUCCGCUUUGCCGAACUCCGGUCCGGAGGGCGCCAUCUUCGACGACGUGCACAUCUUCUACUACGUGUGGUACGGAACACCGCGAGUGGACGGCAAGUUCGUGCACUGGGACCACGUCCUGGUGCCGCACUGGGACCCGAAGAUCGCAUCCAGCUACCCGAGGGGGAGACACCUGCCGCCCGAGGACAUCGGCUCCAGUUUCUACCCAGAACUCGGAGCCUACAGUUCUAGGGACCCGGACGUGCUGGAGUCCCACAUGGAGCAGAUAGCGGCUUCUGCUGCAGGGGUUCUGGUCCUGUCCUGGUAUCCUCCCGGCCUUGCUGACGACAACGGGGAGCCCACCGAGGAUUUUGUGCCCGCCAUACUGGACGCCGCCUAUCGGCACAACCUCAAGGUUGCCUUUCACAUCCAACCCUACAGAGGACGGAACGACCAGAGUGUGCACGACAACAUCAAGUACAUCAUUGACAGGUAUGGCGACCAUGCAGCCUUCUACAGGUUCACCUCCAGCACGGGAAAUAGACUUCCUCUGUUCUACAUCUACGACUCGUACCUGACCCCCGCGGAGUCUUGGUCCGAACUUCUGGUGCCCACGGGCUCCCACAGCGUGCGGGGCUCCGCCUACGACGCCAUCUUCAUCGCUCUGAUUGUGGAGGAGCGCCACAAGCAGGACAUCCUGGUGGGCGGCUUCGACGGCAUGUACACGUACUUCGCCUCCAACGGCUUCUCCUUCGGUUCCUCCCACCAGAACUGGAAGGCCGUUAAGAGUUUCUGCGACGACAACAAUCUCCUCUUCAUCCCCAGCGUGGGACCGGGCUACGUAGACACCAGCAUUCGCCCGUGGAACAGCCACAGCACCCGGAACCGGGUCAACGGGCGCUACUACGAGACGGCCCUGCAGGCGGCGCUUAGCGUGCGGCCCGAGAUGGUCACCAUCACGUCCUUUAACGAGUGGCACGAGGGGACGCAGAUAGAGAAGGCGGUGCCUAAGAAAACCGCCACCAGGGUCUACUUGGACUAUCAGCCGCACGGACCUGAACACUACCUGGAGCUAACGCGACGCUGGGCUGAGCACUUCAACAAGGAGAAGGAACAGUGGCUCAUGUGAGCUUUCUACCAACACAUCGGCAUCAACCAAUGGACGCAUAGCCCCUUUCAGACGUCUAAGCUUUUCCCCGUGUUAUUGUUCAGGUAAGGCGAGACUACUUUGACCUGGCAACUGAACCAUCUGAUGUAUCGCGGUCGUAACAGCCAGGACGGCAACAAAGAAUCAGGGUUUUAUCCCCCAAACAGGGACUGGGGUGCGACGUUUAGCACCAGUCCGGUGGUUUUGCAGCAAGCAAAUGUCCCAUCAAAUAUCUCAUACGUCUCACCAGACCGUGGAACCGUCUAAAGGACUGACUAUGGGGAUGCCGUGUCACUGUUUUAAGCCCAGACAGUCGCAGUAAUUUGCAGCCUUCGCUAGGUUCUGUGAAAAAGACCCAGGCGGGUCAACGGCAGAUCAACUGCGAUGCUUUGAGCGGUCUUUUUUUUAGCCGUGAAGAGGACAGUACAGGAAAGAGUGACGGACCUUGUUGGUACCCUUUAGGUCGUUGGUGGAAAAACUAAGCACAAUAAUAAUUGAGAGCAUCAUAAUCCGUCACUACCACAAGAAAGUCUUGAACUGAACUGAUGUUACGUGAUUGAUUGAUUGAUUGAUUGAUUGAAACUUGUAUUAGUAGAUUGCACAGUACAGUACAUAUUCCAUACAAUUUGACCACUAAAUGGUAAGACCCGAAUACAUUUUUCAAUGUGUUUAAGUCGGGGUCUACAUUAAUCAAUUUGUGAGCGUCGACCAAAACCUUUGUCAACCCUUGUUUUAAAUUAAACGCUCUCGUCUUCGGCGUAUUUUUUGGUUGUUACAUCAUACUUGCCAACCCUCCCGGAUUUUCCGGGAGACUCCCGAAAUUCAGCGCCUCUCCCGAAAACCUAC